Molecule: messenger RNA, 237 nt
Organism: Plenodomus lingam JN3
Lineage: Eukaryota; Fungi; Ascomycota; Dothideomycetes; Pleosporales; Leptosphaeriaceae
Source: RefSeq, a predicted model, not a curated record
AUGAAAUAUAAAGAAGAGCCUAGCGGCCUAGGUAGCAGAGAUGAAAUAGCCCCCUUCUUUGACCUGAAAAGAAGAAAGGAAAAGGAAAAAAGACACACACGUAGAGAGACACACAGUCACACACAUACAUGUCGGGGAUAUCAGACGAAACCAGAAGAAAAAGAAGAACAAAAGCAAAAAAACCCCGGCCAUCAAACACCGCCACCCCGGCCCAGAAGAAACAGCAAUGGGGCAUAA